AUGUCUUAUUUUCUACGUGUUGCGCGGGGCUUCUCGAACCCCUCCAAGCAUCAACCGUUCCUCCUCCGUGCAUUCUCAAACACCCCCCGCCGAAGUGCGAUCAACAAGGUCCUCCCCUCGGCCGCUGAAGCCAUCAAGGACAUGAAGUCCAACUCCACGGUCCUGGCCGGCGGAUUUGGUCUCUGCGGUGUGCCAGAUACCCUCAUUGAAGCUGUACAUGCUAAUAAGUCCAUCACUGGCCUAACCGCCGUCAGCAACAAUGCCGGCAUCGACGGGGCAGGCCUUGGCCUCCUCCUCGCCAGCGGACAGAUCAAGAAGAUGAUCGCCAGCUACGUAGGGGAAAACAAGACCUUCGAGCGCAUGUAUCUCAGUGGCCAGAUUGAACUGGAAUUGACCCCGCAGGGAACCCUGGCCGAACGCUGUCGUGCCGGUGGCGCUGGCAUCCCAGCCUUUUUUACCCCCGCAGCCUUCGGAACCGUCGUCCAAACCGGCGAACUCCCACUGAAACACAACGCAGACGGCACCGUUGCGUCCUACAGCACCCCACGCGACGUCAAGGUCUUCGACGGCAAGAGCUACGUCAUGGAGGAAUCCAUCAAGGGCGACUACGCCUUCGUCAAAGCCUGGAAGGCCGACAGACUGGGUAACUGCCAAUUCCGCUUCUCGGCCGCCAACUUCAACGGCGCUAUGGGCCGCAAUGCCAAGAUGACCAUCGUCGAGGCUGAGGAGAUCGUCGACGUCGGCGAGAUUGACCCGGCCGCUGUACACCUGCCGGGCAUCUAUGUUAAGCGCGUCGUUCAGAGUACGACGGAGAAAAAGAUUGAGAAAUACACCUUUGCCAAGGAGGACGGUGAGGGCGCUGACAUGGCCGCAUUGGGCAAAGGCGAUACGGCUAGCAAGCGGGAACGCAUCGUCCGUCGUGCUGCGAAGGAGUUCAAGAAUGGAAUGUACGCGAAUCUGGGCAUUGGAAUGCCGAUGCUUGCUCCCAACUUUGUAGAUCCGUCUGUGGAGGUGCAGUUACAAUCUGAGAAUGGGAUAUUGGGACUGGGUCCGUAUCCGAAGAAGGGCAUGGAGGAUCCGGAUUUGAUCAAUGCGGGCAAGGAAACUGUCACGCUCUUGCCCGGUGCUGCGGUGUUUGGCAGUGAGGAAUCGUUUGGCAUGAUUCGGUCCGGAAGAAUCAAUCUGACUAUCUUGGGUGCCAUGCAAGUCAGCGCGAAGGGCGAUUUGGCUAACUGGAUGCUUCCGGGCAAAAUCAAGGGCUUCGGCGGCGCCAUGGACCUCGUCUCGAACCCUAGCAUGACCAAGGUCGUUGUCACUAUGGAACAUACAGAUAAGAAGGGCAAUCCCAAGAUCCUUAAGCAGUGCGAGUUCCCGCUCACGGGCCGUGCGUGCGUGAGCCGGAUUAUCACUGAGCUCUGUGUGUUUGAUGUUGAUUUCACGGAUGGGUUGACGCUGAUUGAGCUUGCGGAUGGGGUGACUGUUGAUGAAGUGCGGGCAAAGACGGAGGCGCCGUUUAAGGUUGCGGAUGUGGUUGGGUCUAUGUUGUGA
Paracoccidioides lutzii Pb01 is the source of this 1548-nucleotide messenger RNA. RefSeq names its product succinyl-CoA:3-ketoacid-coenzyme A transferase subunit B. Gene Ontology annotation, biological process: ketone body catabolic process. The coding region runs from base 1 to 1548 and encodes 515 amino acids. The transcript is spliced from 3 exons. The record is from RefSeq and is a predicted model, not a curated record. Gene Ontology annotation, molecular function: succinyl-CoA:3-oxo-acid CoA-transferase activity.